Vitrella brassicaformis is the source of this 2688-nucleotide messenger RNA. The record is from the annotation of a GenBank genome assembly. NCBI's taxonomy places the organism in Eukaryota, Vitrellaceae.
CAACACACGACGCCUGCGGCAGGCAGGCACACCACAUAUACCCGAGAGUCCCACAGAUAUAUGCACUCAUCCGUCAUUCAUUCAUUCACUCAUACCCACGUAUCAAGUCAAUCAAACGCACGCAGUCCAUCCACCCACCCAUCCAUCCGACGCUUGCCACCUACACACACCUGCCGGCCUUCCCCUCUGCAGCUAUGCAGUGUCUGUCCGCCAUUUCUGUAUGUACAGCUAGCCAGUCCACUGUCAGUCAAUCAGUCAGUCAAUCCACACACCGACCCCACAGACAGACGCUCCACAGCCAACCACGCUCUGCUCUGCUCUACCGCCCGCCCCAAUCAAUCAAUCAAUCAAUAAUAAUCAGAUCUCUUCCUCCUCAUCCUGAUGUGCCCACACAGCGUCGAACGCCUCGUCGCUCCCCAGCCAUCCCGACAACCCAUACACACACACCUCCUCGCCCGACACAUCAACACCAACACCAACACCAACACCAACACCACCCCCCUCGCUCAACCGCACCCACUCUCCGUUGCUAUCGUCACCUCCCCUCCUCCCCAUGACCUCACACCGUUUGCCUUGCUCCGCAUCUGCAGCGCUAGAUCGGCACACGACUGACAGGGGGACGGGUGUGUGAGCCGCUGGGAGGUAUCGCCAGUGGGGGGACGGCUGCAUGCAAUGGAACAGCAAGCAAACCAAGCGAGUCACCAUUGCUCCAUGCCAUUGCGCUCGCUACUGACCUCACCUCGUGUGUGCGAUGCCAGUUGAAGUCCAUGACCCUCUGCCAUGUAGGUCGGGAGGAGGAAGAAGGCACACCACCACCAGCUGCUGCAUGGUGGCCCCACGUCGCUGCCGCUUCCUCCCUGUGUGCUGUGGAGGGGAUCUCCCUGUCUGCUGCCGUCAUCUCUGGCAACCUGCACGUCUGAGGGCAUCCAUCAAGACAGACAGAUAUGGGUGCGGACUGGACAGGGGGCGAGUGGCUAUGGUGUAGGCAGGUCUUUUCAGCCCACCUGCAUCUGCUGGGCGUGCUCCGGGUAGGCCAGGUCGAAAGGCGCGAACAAGAUGUGCUCACUCCUGCGGUGCGGUCGGCGCAGUGCACAGACACGAGAAUGAAUGAAUUCGGCUGUGCCUGCUAAGUGGGCGUGGCGUGGCGUGGCGUGCCUUUCAAUGACAGGUGGCGAGACGGAGAAGAGGUGAAAGGCGGAUCGGUGGGCGUCGUGGAUGCGCACCUGAUCAAUCAAGGGAAGCGAACACGUGUGCGAAGCGAAUGCCUCGAGGGAGACGAUGCCUCGAGAGAGAGAGAGAGAGAGAGCGUGCAGAUUGAGCGCGUCCCCCACCCCACCUGUCUAGCCGCUGCGGUAAUGGCGCAUCUUUCACAGCCAUAUAUCAACACGGACGACUGGACGGCACCCAGCCUGAAGACCAGACAGACAGAACAGACAGAACCACUGGGACUUGUACGCACCUGUCGUGUGUGUGUUGUCUUCCUUCCCGUGGGACCCUCCCUUGAUUGGUCCCUCCCUCCCUCACCAGACUCGGCAUUCAGUGAUGUUGCGCAUCCGCACCGCCCCCAGCUGGUCCAGCACCAUCACGAUGCACCCUGACUGAACAAACAAACACACACACAAACAAACAACCACAACACCAUACGAACGCCAUGACGCAGACAAACAAUGAGUGCGAUGCGAUGCGAGCAGGUUGAUCCGGCCCCGAAGCGAAGUGCUGACUGACCAGGUUCUCUAGCGAUAGGUCCUUCCCCCCACAGCUGCCAGGACCCAGCAACACCCUGCACGACACAACCAGGUGGUGGCGUGGCGUGGCGUGGCGUGGCGUAUCCUUUUCCUCACUCAUUGGCCCACCUACCCCUCCCUGUACCUACCGGUCAUUCGUGAGGUUCUCCAGUGCCAGGUUGCCCACCUGGGCCUGUAGCCGCGACAACCGUGCCGCUGCAUCCUCAACUAUGCCACCCUCACCGUCACCGACACCCACACGGCCAUUCCUCUCGUCCUUGGUGCCUGUCAGCCCAUCAUCACGACCAGCAGCAGGCCGGUCCCUCUGCUGCUGGUCACGGUUAUCUGGUGCUCCGGUGGGCUGAGCGGUUGGCGGCGGUGCUGCGGUAGCGGGAGUGGCUGUGGCUGUGGUAGUUUUCUUCUUGAAGGUGAAUUUCUUGCGGCCGGCUGGUGUCUGGCGAGUGAGGCGAGCCACCUGGUCGCCCAGCGACGUCAGCUCCUGAGCAGAGCAAUCAAUACAUAUACACCAACCAAACACAGACAGCAACAGAUCUCUCGUCGGUGAUGGGAUGGUGUUUGUGCGUGUGUGCGUGUGUCAGUCUUGCCUUGCCUUGCCUGUUGAUAUCUCUGUCUGUCGUAUGUGGGCAGCAGGCUGGAGAUCUUGUUGAGGCCGUCUUCCAAGCCGCUCAGACUAUUCUGCAGGGUGGUGGAGACCUCCGCUGAGCGAGAAGCGCUGCGCAGAUGCUCCUCGACAGCUGCACGAACCAUGCCAUGGCAACAACGGCAGGGCAGCAACACAACAGACACACACAGCAGCACAGCAGAUACAGACAGCAUUCAUCACUCAGCACUCAUGUGCCAUGCCAUGAUGCAGCGCACCGCUCUUUUCGUUUUGGAACCGCGCGGCGAAGUCGCGUAUGGCGGCGUCAUCGUCCGCCUUCACAGCAACCUCGACAUCAUCCAU